Molecule: messenger RNA, 1063 nt
Organism: Prorocentrum cordatum
Lineage: Eukaryota; Dinophyceae; Prorocentrales; Prorocentraceae
Source: the annotation of a GenBank genome assembly
CGCCGCGGCCCCCUGCGGCGGCGGCCCGUGGCGGCGGCCCAGGAAGGCGCCGGCGGGCACGCGGCCGGAGGGCCCGGCGGAGGGCUUCGAGGUCGGGAGGCGACGACGGGGAGGAGGUGCUCGCCGUGGCGGAGGACGCCGCCAGGGCGGCCGGCAGGGUGAUCGCGGAGAAGGUCGGGGCGGACGUCGUCCAGGUCAAGGGCCACGCCGCCGAUCUGCUGACGGAGGUCGACGGGGAGUGCGAGGAGGUCAUCCGGCGGGCGGUGCUCUCCGCCUUCCCCGGCCACGCCUUCCUGGGCGAGGAGUCCGCCGGCACGCCGGAGGCGCAGCGAGAGGCCAUGGCCUCGCCCGGGUGGCUCUGGAUCGUGGACCCGAUCGACGGCACCACGAACUUCGUGGCGGGGCAGCCGCUGUCCGCGGUGUCGAUCGGGGUCGCCCAGGAUGGCGUCCUGCAGGCCGGGGUGAUCUUCGACCCCUUCCACGGGGAGCUCUUCUCGGCCACGCUCGGCGGAGGCGCCCGGCGGAACGGCGCCCCGAUCUCCGUGUCCUCCGCGGCCGCCGAGCUGCGCCAGGCGGUGGUGGCCUCCGGAGCGCCGCCCAACCCCCUCUCGGCGGCGCCCUGCUUCCGGGCGAUGGCGCUGCUCUCGCCCCCGCGCACCCGCACUGUGCGGAUCCUCGGCAGUGCUGCCAUCAACUUCGCCUGGGUGGCCUGCGGGCGCCUGGACGCGUGGUUCGAGCCGGACCUGAACUGCUGGGACAGCGCGGGCGGGGCGCUGCUGGUCCGGGAGGCGGGAGGCCUCGUCACGGACUGCGAGGGCGCGGAGUACGACCUGGGCACCAGGCCAGUGUGCGCCAGCAACGGCCUCGUGCACCGGGAGCUCCUGGCCGUGCUGUCGGAGGCGGGCGCCACGCAGCUGGACGCGGAGGACCCGUCCUCGUAAGAAAAGAACGAACAGCCUGAGGGCCCCGUGCCGGCCCUCUCUCUGUCUGGGUGCCGCGGGCAGUCCACGCGUGUUGCUCGGUCACGGCGGCGACGCGCGGGCGAAGGGCGCCAGACGCCGCC